This is a messenger RNA of Pezoporus flaviventris, 4301 nucleotides long. It is a transcript of the gene CDK15, whose product is annotated as cyclin dependent kinase 15. The record is from RefSeq and is a predicted model, not a curated record. Gene Ontology annotation, biological process: protein phosphorylation. Gene Ontology annotation, molecular function: cyclin binding; cyclin-dependent protein serine/threonine kinase activity; ATP binding. Gene Ontology annotation, cellular component: cytoplasm; cytosol; nucleus. Lineage: Eukaryota; Metazoa; Chordata; Aves; Psittaciformes; Psittacidae.
AUGAAUAAAUCAAGGCAGCCCCGGCAGCUUCACACCCGCUGGAGUUGGAGGUCCAGGAUGCAGAGGCCUUGGAGUCACACUGAUCCUUUCCGGGAGUAGGAUGUUGUGGAGAGCUUCAAAUGGAGACCAGGCAUGCCCUUUGGAGCUGCCACAUCCUAUGUACAUCUAGAGAAGCUGUGUGAAGGAUCCUGUGCAACUGUGUACAAAGGGAUCAGCAGGAACAACAGCCAGUUGGUAGUGCUGAAAGUGAUCCGGCUGGAGGCAGAGGAGGGAGUGCCCUUUACAGCUAUUUGGGAAACUUCCCUUCUCAAGCAUUUGAAACAUGCCAAUGUUGUACUGCUUCGUGACAUUAUCCAGAUCAAGGAGACACUAACAUUUGUCUUUGAGUACAAGCGCACAGACCUAGCACGGUACAUGGGCCAGCAUCCUGGAGGACUUCAUUCGUGCAAUGUUAUGCUUUUCAUGUUCCAGCUUUUGCGUGGACUGGCUUACAUCCACCAACAACACAUUCUUCACUGUGAUCUGAAACCCCAGAACUUGCUCAUCAGUUGCCUUGGUGAGCUCAAAUUAUCAGACUUUGGCCUUGCUCGUGCUAAGUCCAUCCCUACACAGACAUACUCCUCUGAAGUGGCAGCACUCUGGUACCGUCCUCCUGAGUUACUUGGAUCUACAGAUUCUGAUCUAGAUAUCUGGAGUGCAGGCUGUGUAUUUGUUGAAAUGAUCCAGGGCCAGCCAGUAUUUGCAGGAACUUCUGGUACUCAUGAACAGCUGCUGAAAAUCUGGAAGGUAUUGGGGGUCCUGACUGAGGACUCCUGGCAAGGACUUUCCAAGGUUCCCAACUAUAAGCCAGAAGUGGCUGCUUCCAGGACACCUCAGAGGCUCCAAGUCAUCUGUGACAGGCUGAGCAAAGUGCCAGCAGUGGAGGAUUUGACCUCCAGGAUGCUUAAAGCCUUCCCCCAAGGCCGGAUCUCUGCACAAGAUGCACUUGUUCAUGGUUUCUUCAGCUCUCUGCCUCCUCAGCAAUAUGAGGUUCCUGCUGUUCCAGGAGUGAGACUGCAACCUGAAAUCUGUGACCUUUUUGUUUCUUACCAAAAAGGCCAUCUCAAGUUCAAGCAAGUUUUGGUGGAAAGCAGAGAUGAUUAACUAACUCUUUGAAAGCAAUGUCACAAAGAUUGACUUGGCAACGAAGAUGUAACAGCACAGUCUGGACACUAGACUUGCAGAAUAAACUCAAUGAUGUGACACUUAAUAGAGAGAUCCCUGGUCCAGAAGAUUGGUGUACAAACAGGACAGAUGGGGACUGACAAUUGAAAGAAUGUAGAGGCUGAUCCAAGGCUUACAGAGACCUGUCAUUCCUGGGGUUUGCCUACAAUCUCCUUCAACAAAAGAGCUCCUGAGGGAAGGAGGGGAUUAGUCAAAAGUUGAGUGAAGUCUCCAGGGAAGACGGUUUCUUGGAUAAAGUUGUCAACAAAGGAAUUGUUGAGGACUAUUUGUUAUAAUUUCCUAGAGGGAGCUUCUGCCAUUACUAACAGGAUUACCAGCAUACUGGUUCCACACCAGCAGAGCAUUAGGCGUGUGCAUUGCAGACUGGUUGCUUAGAGCUGAAUUCAGGGGUCUUCUUAUACUGGGUCCCAAAUGUGUGCAGGUGUUGAUGAACAGAGGGGAGAUGGCAAAGAACUAAGAUGCAGCCAAACACAGGCCAUUUUUUGUCCAACUGUUGCAGAAAGUCCUGGCUCAUUAAUGAGUUACUGGCGUGAUUUCCUCUCCUUGAUGUUAGGUCUGCUGAAGGAUUAUGAGAAGGAAAGCUAAUCUGAGGUGAGUGCUGAUCAGGAUACAUGGGGAAAUCAGAGGGCUCUUCCCCAACUACAGUUACUGUGAAAUUUCUUACAGCAUUCUUCCUGGAGGAAUUAGGAAAGCAGGCAAUUUACUGUGUUCAAGUGCUAGUCGGCUUGGUUUCAGAUAUCUGGGAUACUUUUUCUGGGCUCUGGGACAUCAAGACAGAAGCCUUGGUGUAACCUCACAGCAGAUCUGUGAAGAAGAAGAAGGCAAAGAUAAAUCAUUAAGGUGCAGGGAUGCAAACUUUCUUGAAUACUUCUUAUUCAUCUGAGUAGUGUCACUGGCAUGACUGGGAGAACUUCUCUGAGCAAGAAUUAUGCAGAUCAUUGAGGCACUGGAACAAAUCAGUCAUGGAGCUAUGGGGAAACAUCAGAUAAAUAGGUGGCAGCCAUAGAAAGAGCUGGAAGGUGUCAUUUCAGUGUAAGGGAGCUACACUUCCAGACCCACCCAAGUCCAUUUCUGGCUAACCAAACACUACAGAUCUGGGCACACUUUUGUGUUCUCCUUUGCCCUUGCAAUAGACAUAAUUUCAGGAACAUAUAGAUUAGAUACAUAAAAGAGCACAUGGAUUAUCUGCAGGCACUGCUCAGUGAAGAGAACAGGAGGUAUUCCUUGUGUUAUGUGACAGUCCUCAAAGUUCUCUGCCUUGAUAAGAAGGAGAGCUAUGUCCCCAAGUCUUUCCACAUCUGGAUUGUGUGGACCCAGAUCUCCCAAACAUCAGCCACUGUCAAAGUGAGUGUGAAUGCCUGACCUCCCUUUGCAGUACUGAACAGAAAUCUGUCUCAGUAUUAGGACCUUCUGCCUCUAAUUUGCUCUGCAAUGAAUCUGAAGUAAUAUUACAGUGACCUCACAGCAGUUUAAGCAAGAUCAGGCCGGAAUAUCCUAUAGAGUUCUACUUAGGCAUGUGUCUCUUUGUCAGCAUCCCAUGUGCAGGUUUAUUUGUGGAGAGAAGGGCAUUUGGAACCUUUUUAAAAGGAAACCAAGAAUUCUUAAGCAUACUGGCACUGGCUGUUGCAUUGCAAAAGAUUCUAAGAACUGGUACAAUAAAGAAGCUUUUCUAAAGUGGCUGCCUGGCUACAUAGGUAGAAGAUAGCUCUCCACUUCUGAGUUAUGGUGCAUUGUCAUAUGCGUGUUCAGAAAGGCUGUAAGUGAUGCCCAAGUUGAGACAAGGUAUUCUGCAUUCCUUUAGCACUCUUGGAGAUGGCUGGGCUAAGAGCAGUGAAGAAGCAGGAUCUUUAAUGCCUGCCAAGGGCUGGAUGUCUGCUCCUAAUUGGGAGCCACUAAAUGCUUGAGGUAUGUUACAUUAAAGGAUUAGUUAUGCAUAGACAGUAAGGGAUCUAAUGACGAGAUCUGAAUCACUUUCCCCAUGGUGUCAAUCCAGACCACCAGUUAUAGAUGUCUUCUGUCCUGGAGCAGAAGAGAGAAUGGCUUUGCUCUUUUACAUAGCUGCUACCCCAUAUUCCAAAAUUCUUACACUAAACUGCCAAAGAGUCAAAUGAUAUAUUCUAGCUCUGUUACAUGGAGGGGCAGAAAGCCAGAAAGACCCUGGCAAAAGGAUGCCCUGCAACCCAACACUCUUCUGUUCAUUAAACCAACACUCGAGGCCCAAUGCCUUAAAUAUGCCAGAUCAGAGAGAGAAAUUGCCCUAGAACCACUACUCCCCCAGAGUAACAGGAGCACUAUUCACAUCAAGAGUACUUAGUACAUUUUCCAUCCCCUGGCCUGCACAAUCUCAAGGGCAACAAAUGAACAUAGUGUUGUAAUGAGUGAAGAAGAUUAGGUAAAAAGAAACAUCUGAAUUCAUGUACCAAGUCUGUGCCACCCAAAAAGGUGGUCCUGCUUCCCUCAUUUCCCUCUGUGCUUCAAGCUUCACAGUCUUUCCCUCUUGCUCUCUGGCACUUUUCUAAGCCCUUGAUGAACUGAUCUAACUCACUAAACAGGUAGAAAGCUGUUAAUUCUUUUGCUGAGUUAGUUUUUCAUUGCUUUACUGAGCUGAAUCAGGUUAUGAAGGGGUCAGAGAAGUAUCAGACUUCAUGCAUGGCUGAGCGUAGAGUGGGAAAGGAGGAGCAGGAAAAAGCCAUGAUGAUCAGGCUCCUUUAUCUCCAGCCUGCUCACAUCUAGUUCAUGUGGGUGGUCAUCCCCUGUCACAUCUGGAUGUUUGAUGUUCUGUUUUGAGGUAAUAACUGAACGGGUUCUAGCAAGUAAGUGCUCAGUACUGCUGUUGUGUAUGUGGGCCCAUUGCAAAUCGAGGUGUUUGCUGUUGAAGACCUCACAAAAAAUCCCAGACAUUGGCAAAGAGGUGCAGGACUGACCUUUCCUUUUUUCCAUAAAACUUUCUCUUGGCAGAGGCAGUAUGCGCUGGUAAAAUAGGUGAGAGUCUAUGAAGUGCAUGUAAAUGGAGAUCAUUGUGCUCCAGGGUCAUCAAACUGUUUCUUCUCACCACCUAAUAAAAAAUUACAAACAAA